Leptosomus discolor (cuckoo roller) is the source of this 2433-nucleotide messenger RNA. NCBI's taxonomy places the organism in Eukaryota, Metazoa, Chordata, Aves, Leptosomiformes, Leptosomidae. The record is from RefSeq and is a predicted model, not a curated record.
AAUCUUCAUACGGGAGAACUGGCUGCUGUAAAAAUAAUCAAGUUAGAGCCUGGAGACGACUUUUCAUUGAUACAGCAAGAAAUAUAUAUGGUUAAAGAAUGCAAACACUGCAACAUAGUCGCCUAUUUUGGGAGCUAUCUCAGCCGUGAGAAGCUGUGGAUAUGCAUGGAAUACUGCGGCGGGGGCUCCCUCCAAGAUAUUUACCAUGUAACAGGACCUCUGUCAGAGUUACAAAUCGCAUAUGUGUGCAGAGAAACUUUACAGGGUCUUGCUUAUUUGCAUAUGAAGGGCAAAAUGCAUAGAGAUAUAAAGGGUGCAAACAUCCUACUAACAGACCAUGGAGAUGUCAAAUUAGCUGACUUCGGUGUAGCAGCAAAAAUAACGGCCACCAUUGCAAAGAGGAAAUCGUUUAUUGGUACCCCUUACUGGAUGGCCCCCGAAGUGGCGGCGGUGGAAAAGAACGGCGGCUACAACCAGCUCUGCGAUAUCUGGGCGGUCGGCAUUACGGCGAUCGAACUGGCAGAGCUUCAGCCGCCCAUGUUUGAUCUUCACCCCAUGAGGGCUUUGUUUUUAAUGUCAAAAAGUAAUUUUCAACCGCCAAAGCUAAAGGAAAAAGCAAAAUGGUCAUCAACGUUCCAUAAUUUUGUCAAAAUAGCGCUUACAAAAAACCCAAAGAAGAGGCCGACAGCAGACCGACUCCUUUCUCAUAGCUUUGUUGGGCAGCCUGGUCUUUCAAGGUCUUUAGCGGUUGAGCUGUUGGACAAAGUCAAUAAUCCUGACAACCACACACACUACAGCGAAGUCGACGAUGAUGAUUUUGAGCCUCACUCCGUUAUCCGCCAUACGAUUCGUUCUACAAACAGGAACAUCAGGGCAGAAAGAACAGCAUCGGAGAUAAACUUUGAUAAGCUGCAGUUUGAGCCCCCGCUACGGAAAGAAACAGAAGCUCGGGAUGAAAUGGUUGUGGCAGCUGGCACUGACUUCGCUUCGCAUUGGAAUCCUUUUGUUGAUGGUGGAAGCAGCAAAUCAACACUGAAGCGAGCAGGGCCACCUCCGCUACCUCCUAAGCCGAGAAUCAACAGUUACCCUGAGGAGAACCUCCCAGAUGAUGAGAAAUGUCAGACAAUAAAACAUUUCCCAGACUCGCAGAACAGAGCCCCACCAGCUCACAGGAGACAGAGUAUCCCUGUUUGCGGGCCACAGGCCGAUUCGUCCCCCGUUGGGAUGACCAGAAAUGGGGAUGGCAUGCUGAAACUCAUUGAGGAAAAUGCAGAAGGGUCAGGACAAAUCCCUCAACUGCCACGUAAAAAAGAGAAAAGAGAUUUUCCCAAGCCAGCAAUCAACGGUUUACCACCAACACCGAAGGUGCUGAUGGGAGCGUGUUUUUCCAAAGUCUUUGAUGGUUGUCCUUUGAAGAUUAAUUGUGCAACAUCAUGGAUACAUCCAGAUACUAAAGAUCAGUACAUUAUCUUUGGCACGGAAGAAGGUAUCUAUACUUUGAAUUUGAAUGAACUUCACGAAGCGACGAUGGAACAGUUAUUUCCCCGAAAGUGCACCUGGUUGUAUGUUAUCAAUAACACCUUAAUGUCCUUGUCAGAAGGGAAAACGUUCCAGCUCUACUCCCAUAAUUUAAUAGCUUUGUUUGAACAAGCCAAAAAAACAGGAUUAGCUGCUCAUAUUCAAACCCAUCGCUUUCCUGACAAAAUAUUACCGAGGAAGUUUGCCUUAACGACAAAGAUCCCUGAUACAAAAGGAUGCCACAAAUGCUGCAUAGUACGAAAUCCAUACACGGGACAUAAGUACCUGUGUGGUGCAUUGCAGUCUGGAAUUGUUCUGCUACAGUGGUAUGAGCCAAUGCAGAAAUUCAUGUUAAUAAAGCACUUUGAUUUUCCUUUGCCAAGCCCUCUGAAUGUGUUUGAAAUGCUAGUGAUACCAGAGCAGGAGUACCCGAUGGUCUGCGUGGCGAUCAGUAAGGGUACCGAACCAAAUCAGGUAGUUCAGUUUGAGACAAUCAACUUGAACUCUGCUUCUUCGUGGUUUACAGAAAUUGGUGCAGGCAAUCAGCAGUUAGACGCCAUUCAUGUAACACAGCUGGAAAGAGACACUGUCCUCGUCUGCCUGGACAAAUUUGUGAAAAUUGUGAAUUUACAAGGGAAACUGAAGUCAAGCAAGAAAUUGGCCUCCGAGCUGAGCUUUGAUUUCUGCAUUGAGUCAGUGGUGUGCCUUCAAGACAGUGUGCUGGCCUUCUGGAAGCAUGGCAUGCAGGGCAAAAGCUUCAAGUCAGAUGAAGUUACCCAAGAGAUAUCAGAUGAAACCCGAGUUUUCCGCUUACUGGGCUCAGACAGAGUGGUAGUGUUAGAAAGCAGGCCGACCGAAAAUCCGACUGCCCACAGCAAUCUCUACAUCUUGGCCGGACAUGAAAAUAGUUACUAA